Molecule: messenger RNA, 1515 nt
Organism: Polychytrium aggregatum
Lineage: Eukaryota; Fungi; Chytridiomycota; Chytridiomycetes; Polychytriales
Exons: 6
Coding region: 151-1263 (370 amino acids)
Cellular component (GO): lysosome
Molecular function (GO): cysteine-type endopeptidase activity
Source: RefSeq, a predicted model, not a curated record
GCGGCUGUGUAUGGAUCGGAGGCGGUGCUGCGCCGGUCCUGGUCCUGAAUCAACCCUCUGCCCUCAUCACGACCCAUCUUGCUCCUCCAUCUCGAUCGUUACUCGCGGAUAGCCAUCCCCAGCAUCAGCAUCAUUACCGAUACCAUCGCCAUGUCGCCGGCCCAUCUGCUUUUCGUUCUCCCGCUGCUGUCGAUGCUGAUCGCACAGGUUGCAGCCAUGCCGUUGAAGCUUGAUUUUGGACCGCCAUCAACCGACAUUGCCGACACCGACACGACAUACCCCGUCGAUCCGCUCUCGCCCGAGACCGCCCACCGGAUGAUCGAGGACGACCGCCAGGCCCACGAGACAUACUCGGCCCUCCUGAACGACUCACACUAUCCGUCCUACGUCGCCAAAUCCGAGGCAUACUUCAACAAGGUCUCGGGCUUUGGAGUCAGCCCCCUGUCCCUCUUCCAGGACGUCAGCAUUCCGAAUGACCAAAUCAUUCGGGUCGUCUUUGGCGAAAACGAAACGAUCACGCCAACCCAUCGGGCAGCUUUCGUCCACGCAGCCCUGGCGAGCUCCCAAGGCUCCCGAGCGUCUGCCCAGCCCCAGAAGUUCGACGCCCGGUCUUUCAACUGGGUAACAAGUGUCAAGAACCAGGGCGGCUGUGGCAGCUGCGUUGCCUUCUCGGCAGCAGCCGCUGUCGAAAGCACCUAUUUGUCGCAGAAGCAGUCCGCAGAUGUCUCCGAGGCCGACCUCUUCUUUUGCCUCGGCAAAACCUCCAAUGCCACAUGCUCCAGCGGCUGGAACGUGGACCAGGCUGCCUCUCAGCUCAAGAACCAGGGCUUUGCUCCCCGGUCGGUCUUUCCGUAUCCCUCAGGCCUGACCAAGGACUCGGUCGAAGGCUGCAACGAAUCCAAAGCUCUCACCCGCACCAAGGUCGGUUCCAAGGUCCUCACAUCCAUUCCGGACGUCAAGGAACACAUCAUGACCUUUGGAGCCGUCGCGACUGGGUUUGUGGUCUACUCGGACUUUUUGAAACCCAGCAAGCUUGCCAACAACGCCGUCUACAAUCCAGCCAACGACAAGAACCAGACGCUAGUCGGUGGUCAUGCAAUCUCGGUGAUUGGCUGGGAUGAUCAAAAGGCGGCGUGGCUGUGCAAAAACUCGUGGGGCACCGACUGGGGAACGAAGGGGUACUUUUACGUUGCAUACGGCACAGCCGGAUUGAUGAGCUUCAACACACAGGACUUUUCUGUGAUCGGAUACUAUCUGCAGUGAACCGCUCCUCUAUAAAGUUGCGAUAGUCGUUGUUUCCAGGAUGCGAGCGUCCAAUGGGGCUGGUGAGGGAUUCAACUCCACUCAGAAACAUACCGAUGAAGGAGUCUAAGCAAGGCGACUUGCUAUCACCCUUGCCACUGGAAUAUAACUGAUGGACGGAGGUGAUAUAUAGGAUCGGAUCUAUUGAUUGUGCUGGGAAUUGGAUUGUGACACUGGCCAUACAUUGAAGCCAAUACACAAGGAUUGACCAAA